ACAAUUGCUACAUGAUGAUCCGGAAGAAAACACAACCUUCAAGUGGCAUUUACACGCCAAGAAAUUGCUCGCUGAUUUUUAUUGAUAAGCGCCUAAUGCGAUAUUCUUUUAAUCGUGUUGCUAGUUGUUUACGACUGAUAUAAGAACCCCUAGUAUGUACACAGCGCGACUCCUAUUGAAAAUGAGGACGCCUUUAAUCUUCGUCACCAGAAGCUGUCAAACUGUUGGCUGCUGGCGACAGAUCGCCUUUUUAUCACGGAUAUCAAGUAAUCACAGGGCGAAGCAUACAAGCAGGAAUGUUUGCGAAGAGGAAAGAAGCUACUACAUAACCACGCCGAUCUUCUAUGUCAACGCUUCACCUCAUCUGGGCCACUUGUAUUCUGCACUUUUAGCUGACUGCAUGCACAGAUACAAGCUUCUACGGGGAUUCAAGUCCAGAUUUGCAACAGGCACAGAUGAGCAUGGUCUAAAAGUCCAACAGGCGGCCGACGCAGCAGGAGAAGACCCCCUGACCUUCUGCACAGGCGUGUCCAAGAGAUUCCGGCACGUCUUUGGCAACUGCAACGUGUCCUUCACUGACUACAUCAGGACCACUGAGGAGAGGCAUCGGAAAGCCGUGGAGCACUUUUGGUGUACGCUGCAAGACAAAGGACUCAUAUAUAAGGGCAGCUACGAGGGCUGGUACUCCACGCCGGACGAGAGCUUCCUGACGUCAACACAGGUGGCUGACGCUGUGGAUGUGACGGGCCAGGCAAUCAAGGUGUCCUUGGAUAGUGGACACAAGGUGGAAUGGGUGAAAGAGGAGAACUACAUGUUUCGUUUGUCAUCGUUUCGGACACAACUGCUAGACUGGCUCCACAAAAGCCCUGGAGCAAUCCAGCCUGAGCGUUUCCGUCAGGAUGUUCUCCAGUGGCUCCAGGAAGACCUCCCAGACCUUUCCGUGUCCCGCCAAAGAAGCCGUCUCCAGUGGGGGAUUCCUGUGCCAGGCGAUCCUCAUCACACAAUCUAUGUGUGGCUGGAUGCAUUGGUUAACUAUCUCACGGUGGUCGGUUACCCCGAUGGCCACCUUCAUUGGUGGAGUGUGGUUCGCCAUAUCGUUGGCAAAGACAUCCUAAAAUUCCACGCCAUCUACUGGCCAUCUUUCCUCCUUGGGGCGGGACUGUCGCCUCCUCGGUCCAUACACGUGCACUCACACUGGACAGUCAAUGGGACCAAGAUGUCUAAAAGUUUAGGCAACGUUGUAGAACCCUCUGAGCGCUCACGGGCAUUCACCACUGACGGUUUGAGGUACUUCCUUCUGCGUCAAGGCGUACCCGAUUCUGACUGCGACUACACGGACCACAAAGUCCUUAAGCUGCUCAACGCUGAACUAGCAGACUCCUUGGGUGGCUUACUGAACCGCUGUACCGCUCCUGCUCUCAAUCCCACCCAGACCUACCCGCCAUUCUGCCCUAUGACUUUUCCCAGCGAGCAAGGCGGUAGGGCUGUGUCGGAAGACUACCGCAUGCUGGAUGCUGUGCAAAACCUCCCAACGUUGGUGGCGCAUCACUACGAGAGGCUCAACAUCUACAAAGCCCUAGAGGCCAUCGCGUCCUGCGUGAGACAAACCAAUGGCUUCAUUCAACGCCACGCUCCUUGGAAAUUAAACCGGACGGAUGACUGGGACCAACGCUGGCUUGAAACUGUCAUCCACGUCUCCUUGGAAUGUAUGAGGAUUUAUGGGAUCCUCCUGCAGCCCAUCGUGCCACGAGUUGCUGACAAGCUGCUUUCCAGGCUCGGCGUGCGAGACGACGAGAGAAACUGGAGCGACCUGAACUUUCUGCCGAGCUUCUGUGGGAAAGACUGCCCCUUCCAAGGGAGAGCUCUUGGACCAGAGACAGGCGUGCUUUUUAAUCGCCUGGAAAGUCCCAAUGGAGAAAAGCAAAAGGAAAAUAAAACUAAAAAGCACAUGAAAACAAGUCAUUUGAAUAAAUUUAGAGCACAUUCACAAGUGAAUUCAUCUCAAGACAAUUUGCAUAGAGACCAAGUUUAGAAUGACAUUUAUGAAAGAAAGAAAAACCAUCUCAACCAAGACAACAAUGCCCCAGGAAAAACCCUUCAACAGAAUAGGCUCAAAGUAUUGAUGCUGUGACCUGUGGCUGGCCUGCAUUGUGAUGUAUCGCUUAAAAACUCAAUAUUUUGAAUCAUGAAAUCUGAAGUUCAUUAUUGUUAUACUCUCACCUAUCAUGAAUCUCCUGUAAAGCCUUGCUGAACCUUUAAGUUUUCUGAAGACUGAUUAAAACUCUACAAUCAUGAGACUCCUGUUGUCAAAUGCUGACAGCCUCCAGGAGGAACACAAGCAAAUAAAAGGCUAUUGCUGAGCAGAAGAAAAAUGUGGUCGGAAAAAAUGCACAAGCUGUCAUAACCCGUUGAAAUAUUUUUUCAUUUCACAAAGUCAUAAAUUAUACAUGUGACAAAAAAUUUGUGCAGGCCAUACUCUCAAAUUGGACGAACCAUGUGUCCCGUAAACCCUUAUCGUUGAAGAAUAAACUCUACAGCAAACCAACUCCACAACAAACAGGACAUUUGCAAUGCCUGCGUGUCUUCAUCCCACUAUUGAUUUUUACUCUGUUCAAUGGUAUCAUAUUACUAUUAUUUUUCAACGGCUAUACAACCAUUGUCAUUUUAUCACUCCUAUGCAUAAAUCAUUGAGAUUUGAGAUUCCAAUUUUAGGAUCAGCUUUGUUCCAUAAAGUUUUAACAUCAUACCUUCAAAUGAAAUGAGCGUCUUUCCCAUCUUACUUGAUCCAACUUGUCGGUGGUGAGAUGUAGUGCUUCUUGACCCUGCAGAAAUUUUUUUUGUGCCAAUGUGCACAUUUGACGAUAGGGAAAUUGCUUCCGCUCAUGCAACAUGAAGAAUGAGGCCCUACACAGAGUGUGUGAUCUGUCUCUAUUGAAAGGCGUCAACAUCCCUGUAUAGAAGUGAGAAAUACCAAUUUUAAAAAGUAAUACAAUUUAAUAGGGAUGUCCUGAUCAAAUCUUGUGAUUGGAAACCGGGCCGAUCGCGCCAUUUUUCAGAGGAACGUGAUCGGGUGAAAAUGAUCAGGUUUUUUAUUUUAAAUGUUUUUCUGCUUCAUGCUCGUCACCCUCCCUCCUGCUAAGCGGUGUAGCCAAACUAUCCAGCUUGCAUUUGGUACUUAGUUAACGAUGACAGGUUUGUAGCUUUGAUCUUGCCAGAGAAGCUUGGUUGCUCUACUAUCAAAGGCACAAAUGUGUCAAUCAUCGUUAAACUUGCAUAAGUGUGCUGUGGCAACUCAUUGUGUAUGUGAGGCUGUUCACAGCAGUGUGAGGGGAUUUGAGUGGUCUCAAUGAAGCUUUGAAUAAAGACAAGCAUUUUUCGACAUUAUUCUUGUUUAAAAAUCACAUUAUGAAGGUGGCACGGUGGGACAUGUUUGGAAUUUUUUUUUUGGUAUCAGAUCGGGACUUUCAGCAGAUUCUCAAAAUCAGGUGACAUUCUGGUGCAAAAAUGCGAUCGGGACAUCCCUACAAUCCCUCGUACUGUAUCUCCUUAAAGAGCUCAUCAGUCAGAAACAUCGCACAUUGCCUCGGCUGGCCAACUCAGAAGCUAUAGGAAACAAGUCCGCAAUUGAUCAGCCUUGAGACAAAAACUGGGCUCCAAAGAUUGAUGCGUAUACAUCCCAAGAACAUACCUACCAAAUUCUAUUUUGAUCAGUCCACAAAUGAUGGAGUAGAAAUUUUAGUGAUGUGUCUUAACCAAGAACAACAAAGCGAGUGCAAUCUUGAGCCUCCCUUCCAGGCGGUCUCAAAUGUUGUACAACUAAUGUUGCGAGUUCUGUAAACACAAACAUGUCCAACGAAUGUGUGGCUUCAUGCAUUUUUUUUUUUUUUUUUUGUGGAAAUUGGGCUAUUUGAGACAAGAAACCAUUUUUUCCUCUCUGGACUUUGAUAAAAGUUUUCAUUUCACAUGUCUUUUUAAAUACAGAAUACAGGUAGCAAACAAGACAUUACAAGACAUAAGAACUUGACAUGAUUUAAUGAGAAAUAAACAAAACUGAAAAAAUUGUACAAAGUGAAAUAAAAUACUGGGGCGGGGGGAGUAUUAUUGUUCUCCUUUUAGUUGUUGUUGUUUUUUUGUUU
Messenger RNA from Corythoichthys intestinalis (scribbled pipefish), 4136 nucleotides. RefSeq names its product methionyl-tRNA synthetase 2, mitochondrial (gene mars2). Gene Ontology annotation, biological process: methionyl-tRNA aminoacylation. Gene Ontology annotation, molecular function: methionine-tRNA ligase activity; ATP binding. The record is from RefSeq and is a predicted model, not a curated record. The transcript has 3 exons. NCBI's taxonomy places the organism in Eukaryota, Metazoa, Chordata, Actinopteri, Syngnathiformes, Syngnathidae. The coding region runs from base 155 to 2032 and encodes 625 amino acids.